This is a messenger RNA of Paramuricea clavata, 11596 nucleotides long. The record is from the annotation of a GenBank genome assembly. NCBI's taxonomy places the organism in Eukaryota, Metazoa, Cnidaria, Anthozoa, Malacalcyonacea, Plexauridae.
UGCUUAUUUCACUAUGAUGAUUUUCGUUUGAUAGAAAUUUGUACAUUUUUACUUUCGAAAAGUGUCAUUUAUGGCAAUAAAGUGUUCCGUUCAUUGCCUUUCGUUUGCAGUAGCCGCUUCCGGCCUAUAUUUUAGCUGGAAACUUGUAUUUUAGCUGGUACAAUAUUGAAUUAGUGUGGAGUCGUUGGGACCCUCAACAGUGCCCUCAACAGACAUCAUUCAACAAGGUUUUAAGAGUAUUAAGCUUGUGAUAUCAUAAAAAAGGUAGGUUGUAUAUACAAUAACUUUUGUUUAGUAUACUGCUUUUAGUCUCACUUCUAAUGAAUUGCUAUCUAUCUCAUACAACAAAAUACAGUAUAGCUUUUAUUUACAUUUUGAGGACAGCUUUUAUUUUGUGUUUAUAAUUAGAAAUUAUUGUAUGAUUUGUAUCUUGACAUGUUAUCUUGAUAGUUUGUUUUCCUUGAGAGCUUAUAUUUUAUUAUAAUAUUAUUUCUUAUAAUAUUCUGCCAAAAUAAACGUUUUACUCAUCUUUAUGUAUUUUAUAGAGCCAUAAAAGUAUUCUUAAAAGCCACAACAUGAUAAUGUUAAACUCUGCUGUUAUUAAAUGUCAAUAAAAUGAAUUACCAUAAUAGACAAGCAAGACAGCUUAUUAAAGCAGUGGGCAUUACAGAGCUUAGGCAAGCAAUGUUUUUGUAAACACAGAUGUCAAGCAUACAAAAUUGAGCAUUUAAUGAUGGUAACAUUUGUUGCUUGAAAUCACAAAACACUAUUAAAGAUUGUUGUUGUUGAUUUCACACCUGAACUGGUGACAUAAAUAAUGCCUAAACAUUUCCAACCAGGAAAGUGCUGUCUCGAUCAAACUUGAUGUUCAUAAUUUAUCAGUAUGAUUUGGUCAGGCAAAAGACUGGGUGCACAUUGGCAUAUUUGACCCUCUUAUAAAAAUGUUGAUUAUAUAACUCCAUAUAUAAUUAUGUGUUUUGUUUUGUAUUCAUGGUUUUACAACUUGCUUUGUGAGACCACUCCUUCUUACAUGAGUGUAAAAUAUUGUACUGUGUACCCAAUAUUUUCCUUGAUCUCAGUUAAAAGAUACAAUAUAUAGUGUUGUAUAAUAAGGUGACAUUGGAUAGAAACAUAACAUGUACAGUUUAUUAAUUGAGACAUUCCAGAUAAUGCAACAAAUGGAAAGUUAACCCCUCUCCCUCUUCAAACAUCCCUAUAUUAAAUUUAUCAAAAGUAGAUUUUCCCUUGCAGUCCUUGAAGGAGGUAUGUACUGGGCCAGGCACAAAUGGAGAAAUGCAAGCAUUUUCAAAAAUACUGUCGCCUACUUUUCACAUCAAAUUUUGUUGAUCAGCUAACAAAUCAUAUUACUAAAUUUUUCCCUAGCUUCACAAAAACACAUUCACUUCAAAGUGGAAAAUAUUUAGGCUUAACAGUAGAUGAUUUUAUUUGUCAAUCAGGUUAUGAAUGUCAAUUAUAUGAACUGAACACAUACACAUGCUCUUUGAUGGUAAACUCACCUGGCACUACAACUAGCUUGCAAUGAAGACAGGCUCUUUACUUCUGCCCCCCCAUUAAACAUGCUACAUUGCUUGCAUUAGUCUAUAUCUGUUGGCAUUCCCAGAUAUAAUGAUGAAAAGCUUGCCUUGUGCUUUUCCAGGAAAUAAUUGAUGGAAGUAUUUUGGGUGGCAUGUUUUUCAUUCAUUGUUGCAUAGUGUGCUUACAUGAUUUUUUUGGCAAUGUCUGGGAUUGCCUGCAAGCUAGCAUGAGAGUGGGAAUUGAAUGGCAAAUGAGUUAACAAAGUCCUUAUUUCUUCAGGAAAGAUGCCAUUGUUUAGCUCAGGCAAGAAAAAUCCAGCGGAAUUAGUCAAAGCACUUCAUGAAUCAUUAAACAUUAUGUCUAAAGAACAGUCAGGAAAAAAGAAUGAAAAGGUAAAAUUUAACCUCCUUCCCAGGCUCUUUCCUCUCCUACCUUGCUGGAGAAGGAGCCUGGGACCAAGGUUGGGUAAAAUUCUGAGUUUUAAGUAAUUUAAUUUGACCAUAUGGUCCACAGUUCUUGCAAUAUUUGCCAGCAAACUGCAAUUAUUUGCUGCACAGCAUGAUAUUCAAACUAUUACUAUUGUUCCCAGUAGGAAUGUUCGGUAUGAGAAAUUUCCGGUAUCGUUAUACCGAAAAAAAUUAUACCGAUAUUAUCGGUAUACCGGUUUUCCUUUGAUAAUUAUAAAGGAAAAUUCUUUAAUGGAAGCUUGAAGGAAAUUUUGAGUAAUUCUAAAAGGGAAAACGAUAAUUUCGAAGCUGUUUCGAACAUGUUUCGAACGACAUGCAUAUGUACUCAGUGUAAAAUCUCACUGAAGUGGAAAUUCUAAAUCAUUGCAGUAGAAAGUUCUUUGAAUUGCCAUUCAAUAGUAAAAUAAAGGUUAUGGUUUUGCCAUAUAGUUGGUAAAUUUAGCACGGUAUAUCCAGACCUCGCAACUUUGCAGAGAAAUUAAGAGUGAAAUUGGGGAUGUGGAUGACACCUUUGCAAAAGUCCGGGGGUCUGAAAUGGCAUUUUGUACAUUAUGAGAGUUGGUGUUUUUUAAUGAAAUACAUUGCUUCAUAAGACAUAACGUCCUUUAAGACAAGGCACUUUAGUUACAAUAACUGUAUUUCUGCGACAUACAGUAAUGAGCUUUAAUUUGCCUUUGAUAAUUUACAUACAGAAUUCUGCUCCGACUGAUUUCUGCCUUUUGUCCGCCAUAUUUACAUAUGCGUAUUAUUUUGUAUCCAAAUUGCGGGCCAAAUGUCGGGCCGUAUAUGCAGGAACAUGAAUAACACACGAUUAUAUAUUCGAUUCGCGAUCCGUAUAAUGAUUAAUGCAUUUACCGUAAGAAUACAAUAUUACAUUAUUGAAAAAAUACUAUGAAACUGCUAUAUGCGUGAGAUUUACUAAACGUGGCGUGAGAGCGUGAGAGUGAAGCGAAUUGUGUGAGACUCGCGCCAAAUGCGUGAGAGUUGAGAGGUCUGUAUAUCCGAAAUUUCGGUAUAUCGGUAUGGAUGAAUAUCCGGUAUCGAUAUACCGAUAUUGAUUUAACACCGAUAUUUUCGGUAUAUCGGUAUACCGAACAGUCUUAGUUCCCAGUAAACUGCGAAACGACCGUUUUUUUAGGCGCUUUGUCAGUGACAGUUUUGUGAAUUAUGAAGGACAUAUUUGUGUACCUCGUGAUCACAAUUUGUUGCAAGCAGCGUGUGAAAAACUGCAAGUUUCAGUUUGACAGUUCUGACAGUUAAAUGAUUUCUAGUUUUAUUGUCCAAUCAGGUGCGUAGUUUUGAUUUAAAAUUCAAAACUAUGCAUCUGAUUGGACAAUAAAAUUAGAAACUCAUUUAACUGUCAAACUGACACUUUAUUGACAGUUAAUUGCAGUUUUUCACAUGCCGCUUGCAACGAAUUGUGAUCACGAGGUACACAAAUAUGUCCUUCGUAAUUGACAAAACUGUCACUGACAAAGCGCCUAUAAAAACGGUCGUUUUGCAGUUCACUGGGAACAACAGUAAAUUGAGUGGCAGCAACUAAAUGAACGGGUUAACUCAACACAUGGGCAGAUUAAUUAAACCCUCUGAGCACCGCUUGUUCACAUGUUACCAUGUAUAGCUGUUUCAACUUGCUCUCACAAUGUUGUGUUUCAGGCUUUAGAGGACAUUGGUAAAUAUCUUGCUGCAAUGAAAGCCAUGUUGUAUGGAACUGGGGGUAGGUUCACAAGCAGUUUUCAUAAAUUAUGCUAACUGAGAGAUGAACAGAUAAAAACAAAAGAAGCGAUAAUUAUUAUGUAUAUUAUACACACAUUACAGACCAUUAGAAACUGAAUUGGGAUGAGUGGGAAAGAACAGAAAAAAAUUAAUACAAGACAAAAUUGUCUGAAAAAAUGCAUACAGUCCGAAGGUGCCAAUAACUGAAAAAUGAACACAACAUGAACAUGAGACAAACUGUAAAUUUAAACAUGUUUGUAGGGUGUAAACCUCUCCACCUCCUCCACCCUUAUCCAUGCAUAAAAUACUCACAUAUAUACCUUUUGAAUCUGUGCAUGCACAUCUUCUAACAUCUCUUUUUAAAAUCUUGACAUUUCUAAAGACAUUAUUUGGAAUAUUUAGCUCUCAAAACCUAAAAUAUGAUACCUCUUUGCAGGCACAUUCAGAAGUUCCAUGAAUUUUGCUUGCAUAUAUGCAGGUGCUAAAUAAUAUUAUUGGGCCUUGUCUAUAUAGUAAGUAUUUAAAAUGUGAAUAAUUUUCUUAUUUAGAACAAGAACCGCAGACAGAACUUGUAGCCCAGCUUUCACAAGAGUUCUAUAACAAUGAUACAAUCCAAGCACUGUUGGAUAGCCUUGAAAAAAUGGACUUUGAGGUUGGUUAUUUGAAGGACUCCAAAAGAAUGUGCUAGUUGGAGUCCAUAGUGUAGAAGUCUUUAUAGCAAGAAUUUAUAUAUUAAUUAUUCUGAUAUGUGUUAUAAUAUACAUCACUUAUGGCCUUUGCAGUGCAUCAGCACUUGAUCAAAUCUCGAACAGGGCAGUGUACCAAACUGCAGAGUUGUCAACGUCGCACUCUCAAGGCAGAUUUGUCAACGUCGCACUCUCAAGGCAGAGUUGUCAACGUCGCACUCUCAAGGCAGAGUUGUCAACAUCGCACUCUCAAGGCAGAGCUGCCCAGGCUCUGCUUGUAGCCCGCAUUUGCCCGUGCCAGGCCUAACCCUCCUAGAAUUAAAGGAAGGAAGGAAGGAAAGAUGGCUUGAAAUCUCCUAAACUAUCGUAUACAUAGCAGUAAACCACGUCGACUUUUUUGCCUUUUAACAUAUUUCUCUCAAGUAAAAUCGGUACAACUCUAUUAAAAAAUCAUAAAAUCAUUAAAGACCAUGUCAAGUUCGUUCUGCGCAUCAGUUCUUCGCAUCAGUUCUGCACAUCAGUUCUGCACAUCAGUUCUGCACAUCAGUUCUGCGCAUCAGUUCUGCACAUCAGUUCUGCGCAUCAGUUCUGCGCAUCAGUUCUGUGCAUCAGUUCUGCUCAUAACAAAGGGGGACCCCAGAUAUAAACAUUGCCCAAAUUUUUCAUCUUUCGAACUUUCUUGAAUUGAAACGUACUCUAGUUUAUAUUCAUUUACAAUUGCGAACCAGAAAAGUGUUGGAUUUUCAGUUAGUAUGUCUUACUUUACAAAUAUAGCAGUUCAAAAUGUAAACAAAGGAUUUGUUUACAUUACGGACUUGAUAUGGUCUUUAAAGAGUUUAAAUUCGCAAUAGAAUACGGCAAAGAAACUAUAGUAUUAGCCAAAAUAUAUUUUUGAAGGUAGAAAUUUUAGCGCACCUGGGGUGCACUUUAUAACAAUGUUUGAUCUUUAAUCAGCCCUCAAGUCUCUGAUUUUCAUUAUUUUCAACGUGUACCCUUGACUGCCUCUUGAUGCGCACUUGCAGGAGACUGUUCAUUUGUGCGCCUGCGCAAAGAGAGAGUGCCCAAGUUUGUGGUCUGGCCAGUGUGGGAGAAUGCAAACUGCGAACUUUUGUCGAUGUGAGAGAAUAUAAAAAAAACUUCGACGUUAACUUCGAACGAAGGCCUUUCAUUUGAAAGUUAACUUCCAGACCAAGGAAUUUCACUCGAAACGUCGAACUUUGUUUCAUAUGCAUGGAAUUGUAUCACAGAAGGUCGCAGUUUAUCUGGUGUGAAACGCGGUAUACAACGCAUAUGAUUCGAUACGUUUAUAUAUCGCACAAAAAGAAACUUGACUAAAUAGAAUCACGUGCAUAAGAUGUAAAAACAAUGAUAUUGAUUUUUAAGGCAAAGAAAGAUGUUGCUCAAAUAUUCAACAAUGUCCUGAGACGUCAGAUUGGCGUUCGCUCUCCAACCGUAGAAUAUAUUCAUUCAAAAUCUGAUAUACUCAAUGUUCUUGUAAAAGGGUGAGUUUUCCUGUAAAAUAAUUCAAUAGAUCACAGUAGUUUUCAAAUACGUCGGUACUAAAAGUUCUAUUUUUGUAUUUUUGGACCAUCAGCAUUUUCUAAAACUGACCUCAUUUGAAUGUAUGUACAAACAAUUACAAAUAAUAUACAGAACAACUCUUUGUUCGGAGUUACCAUUGUUGUGUAUUUUAUGAAAAAGUUUUAAAUACAUAUUUGGUGAUCUUGAAAGAUCUUUCAUGUUCACCUUAUCAUAACCCGCACACCCGAAAAUACAUAUAUACAUGAAGUUGUGGUUAACGUUCGUCAACUGGUCUUAAAAAUAGUACAUGUUGCUAUUUUCUAGCAACAUGUGAAUAACACCAGUGGGUUACACUUUUUUGGCUAAGUCGACCUUCUGUGUGUCUUUAUUCUGUGGUAAUACUCACGGUAGAAAGUUUAUCGUUUCAGUUACGAGAAUCCUGACAUUGCGUUAAACUGUGGUGUUAUGCUUCGUGAGUGCGUCCGUCAUGAAUCUCUGGCAAAUUUCAUAUUAAAUGAUAAAUGUUUCUAUGACUUCUUCGUCUACGUUGAACUCUCAACAUUUGACAUCGCUUCAGACGCAUUUUCUUCGUUUAAGGUAGGUCAAAAUCUUCUCAUGAUAUUUGAAGACUGCGCCAGGCCUAAAAAAUAUAUUUCUCUUCCUGUGUAAGAAAAAUAAAACUUUCUGCAUAUGGAGAUUUCAGAUAUAUAAGGCUCUCUGUUGAUAUUUUAAUUAUAAUUCUCUGAUAUAAAUUUAUAAACCUUAUUUUUCUUCAGGAACUAUUAACGAGACAUAAAAUGAUUUGUGCUUCAUUUCUGGAUAGAGAAUAUGAUAAGGUACACAAACUACAACAUGAAGUACACUGUUAAUUUCCGGGAGUUAAUUUAACUCCGCUGGAGUUAUACUGUACCUCAAUUAACUCCAAAUGUGGAGUAAAAUUAGGUUCAGAAUAAUACCACUGGAGUUAAAUUAACUCCUUGAAAAUUACAGUGUAGACUCUAGAAAGAGCAAGAUAUAGGUUGCACAUGUGGAAAGAGCUUUCCUUGAGUUUUUACGGGAUAUUGCAUGUUUCCUCCCUCAGAAACAGGAUGUGAGUAGGAUAGAAAGAAAGUUUCCUGUCAAGAUAUGCUAACUACAGUGGAGUCUAAUUACGGCAAAUCUUAUUUUUCAUUUUAGUUUUUCGACCAUUAUCGUCAGUUGUUGUUUUCCGAAAAUUAUGUUACCAAACGACAGUCCAUUAAGGUAGGAGUAAAACGAUUUAGGCGGGAAAAUUGUGGAAACAUUCUUGUUAAUGUUUUUUUAUAAAAUUUCAUUUUAGUUACUUGGUGAAUUAUUAUUGGAUCGUCAUAAUUUCACCGUCAUGACUCGAUUCAUCAGCAAUCAAGAAAAUCUCAAGUUAAUGAUGAAUAUGUUGCGAGAUAAGAGUAGGAAUAUUCAAUUUGAAGCUUUUCAUGUUUUUAAGGUGAGUCAGUGAAUGACGUCACAUAUGUAUGUCAAGGUUUUCGUAAGUUGCGUAAUGUUGAAGAAGAUUAGUGUCAGGGUCAUGCAUUGCGGGCUUUUGUUAUUGUUUACAUUUUACUCAAAUACAACAAAUAGCGAUAACAAUACCUUGUUUGGUACAUUUCUGAUAAAAAAUAAGACAAAAAGAGCAAGGAUUAUAAAAGGAUGGUUUAAAUAUAUGACGGAUUGCAAAAUCCUUCCAGAUCAUCUAAUUUAUUCGUCCUGAAAAAUGGCCGCCAGCAGGAGUUUGAGCCCGCGAAUUCCUGGUGUGACUCUAAUCCUUUAAUCUGUUGACUCGUAGCUUGUGUGUAGCUUCUCUAUUUCCCCUUUGAAACUACAAGCUUCACACACAUAGUUAACAAUUUUUCACCGACAUGGACCUGAAUAGUGCAAGGAAGGAUAUUUUGAAUAUCUAUUCACCAACACUGAGGUGAAUAAUUGUUUUGGCAUAUCAAAACAAAAAUGAACAAAAAACAACGAAAAUAUUUUUAAGAGCAGGGGUUGAAAUUUUAAAAAUAUUUCAGUCGCCUAAAAGUGAAUAUAGGACUGAUCUGGUCGCUAAACGUAAUCCCUUUAUCAAUGUGUUAUGAAGUAUUCUCUUUGUAUAUAGAUAACAUUAAAAAAUCGUUGUUUAAUAUGUUGGCAAAUUAUAUACAAAAGCGGAAAGGAAGUUUUUUCUCAGCAACCCUCGAAAUUCAACUAUUUUUGCCUCGGCAAAUAAUUGCCGAAGCCUUUCGAUAAUUUUCGAGUUUGCCUCGGCAGUGCCUCGGCAAUUUUUUUUGCCGAGGCACGCAAUGAAAUCACCUUAAAUUCCUUCGGCAAUUGCUUCGGCACCCUUCGGCAUUCACGUCGGCAGUUGUAAUUAAAGUAAAGUACAUACGGAAAUUAUUGUAAACAAAUAUUAUAACGAGCGUAGAUUCUGAGACUUCUGACGUUCGACAAUUUGUUGUUAUUUUACAAAUUCCUGAUUCAAAAUGUUUUUAAAAAGUUAGUGGUAAUUUACAACCAAUUGUAUGAAAGAAUAAACUUGACGGUAGAAUCGCGCGACAGUCUAAAAGAUAAAACAAAGUUUCUCGACGUACCGUCUUUAAUUAAACCAUCAAGAUUGUUCUUUAUUUCAACCGAAGCCGACGCUGAAAAGCUCAAAUUUAAAUAUUUUGUAAAGUAGCUAUGAAAUCUUCUGUUGUUCACCCGACGUCGAUGACAACAAUUCGAACAAAGAAGUGAUACAAAAAACGAACACUGUAGUGUAGUUUGUAUAUUUAAGAAGAAAAAAAUGAACAGACACUGUCGUUUGUAAUUUAAGGAACAGCGGGUGGAAUUGCCUCGGCAUUUUUUUGCCGAGGCAAACUAUGAAAAAUCGUAACUUGCCUCGGCAUUUGCGUCGGCAAUUGCCGAGUGCCGAGGCGAAUUUCGAGGGUUGCAGUCAGUCGCCACGAGUGAAAAAUUUGUUUCCAAUUUCAGUUUUGUACGAGGCACAUUUUGUAUAAUAGUAUGGUUUCGAAUGCAAUUUGGGAAAAAUAUGUAUUUGAAUAACUCGCGGGUCUGACGAGUGUAUAUAUUUUGCAAAUUGUACGAGAAACCAUGCCUAUUAUUUAGUAAUGUAGAUGGUAAAAAAAAAACAACAACAAAACGGAAUUACAUUAUUGUCACUGCAUUACAACUGCUCUUAGCCAAGCAGAACUGAGCGCCAGCUUUUUCAUGUAAAUUAUCAGGUGUUUUACUCGCUGUUUAGAAUAUCUUGAAGAUAUUGGACACUAACCAGUAUGAAUUUUUUUUAUUACGACAGAUCUUUGUAGCCAAUCCAAACAAGACGCAAGCUAUACGGGAUAUUCUUAUAAAAAACAAAGAAAAACUUGUGGAAUUUUUGGAGAACUUUCACACGGACAGAACAGGUUCGUAGGUCGUAUUCGUAUUUCGAUAUUUAAAAACGUGAGCUAAAAUAUUUAAAAAAAACGUCCUGGUAACAUGUUCUGAACCGCAUAGUGCCAACGUCAUUCGUUUCCAUACGCAGGACUACGUAAAAGACUGAAUAAAGUUUAAAAAAAUAAUCGAACUGUGUGUGCAUAAUCGCCUUUCACUAGCCUGUUUGAGCUACAGAGUAACGUCUACUAAAUUAAAGUCUACUAAAUUGUUUGAAAUUUCAGGGAUAAUGCUUUUAUGUACUGUUUAAUAAACGAGCAGGAGUGUUUUAUUUAGACCUAAUAAAACACGUCCUGCGAGUUUUUUAAACGGCUUCAAACACGACUACCAAUUCAAUAGAUAUACUGCCUUAUUAGUAUUCUUUAUAUAAAGAACGCAAAUGAGGACACGACUACAAUAGAUACUGCCUUAUUAUACUUCUUGAUAUAAAGAAUGCUAAUUAGGAGUGUUUUAUCAGGUUUAAAGCCACUGCACGUGACAUAUUAUGGUUGACAUGAUUUGCCAAUAAGCUUAUGAAUUAUUAAUGAGUGUUUGAAGUGUUCUAAAACCUUGCGCAGAAUGUAUAGUUUGUCUAGUAGUAUAGCGAUGUUUUCAUGUCAUAUUCACCAGUAAGAUAGCCUGGGUUUAGCUAUUGUCCAAUCCAGGCCUCGAAUUUCCCUGAAAUCAAUCUGUGGCAAUGACGUUAAAAAUUGCCGUAGAACGUAACAGCUGUCUACGGCAAUUUUGGCAGUUUCCACGGCAUUUUUCAAAUUACUGUAAUAAAACUUUAAUUUUAUUGUUACUUUGGAUUUUGGACAAGCUAGAAACAUGUCUACGUAUUUCUUUAGUGGGGUUUUUUUUCGAAGAAAACUGAGACUAAUAGUGAUUUACGCGUGAUUUGAUCAACAUCUGAAUAGUUAAUAAAAAUUGCACUAUGCGGCAAAAAAUUGCCGUCGUUGCCGCAAUGAUCCACGGCAUUUUGUUCUCCCUCUACGGCAAUUGCCGCGAUAAAAUUCGAGCCCUGGUCCAAUCCAACCUUCUCGGUAUUCUGGCAAGCAUGCAACCGAACGUUCUUGGUCCCACGGAUAUUUUUAAAUUUUCUGCGUGUCAGGUACCAUAAACUUGUGACGUGAUUUUGUUGCUUGUCACAGCCUCAAUGGUCACAACGAGCCGAUAAAAUGUUUUGUGUUCCUCCCCUUGCUUUUAUGAACAGUACUAAUUAAAUAACACACAUACAAUGAAAACUGUGUAUAAAUUAAUUUGACAAAUAAAUUUGAUCAGUCAAUAUGUCUGUGCAGAAUAAAGUUAAUUGGAUAUUUAGUGUUUUUGUGCGUCAAAUAGCCGAUGCCGACCGUUAUAAUCUACCACGUUUACAGUAAUACUAUAAUAUUUAUCUUCAGUUGACUUUAUCGCAUCCUAACAUUAAUUUACCUUAGAUAUGAGAUACCAAAAGUAAGAUGGAAGUUUAAUUAAUGCAUUAUCGCUGUUCUUUUAGUAAUAAUUUUCUUUGCAUUUGUUUAACAGAAGAUGAACAAUUUACAGAUGAAAAGACAUACCUUAUAAAACAAAUCAAGGAACUCUCAUGAUUACGUUUUAUUCUUGUUUGUAAAAAGUUUAGUUUGUUAACGACUAUACUUGUAAAUUCCCAACUGUACUGUAGUAAAAACUACCUUAAUUGCACGAUAUAAUUACCUCUCCCCUGAAGUUAUAACGGAAUGAACGUAUUUUCCAACAAUAAGCAGCUGAUAUCACUGACAAUAUUAGUCAAGAACUCAAGGACAGACCACAUAUUCAAGUCUUGCACUAUGACGUAUCAUCAAAAAUAACUCGCCAUUUUGGGUGGCAAAAGUCUUGUAUUCAACUGACUACUACACAGCUGUGGUCAAAAGUUCUCAAACAAAAGCAACAGCCGCAGUCAGUACCACAGACUUGCUUUGACGCCAUGUUUGAUUGUAAGUAACUAUUUUUAAUUUGCCACCCAAAAUGGCGACAAAUACGUGUUGUGACUUGCAAGAGCUCAAUAUUGUUACCGUAUAUCAUGAUAUUGUUCCAUUGAUAAUGAAGAAUAUGUAGAAAGUAUUUGAACAGGAUUUUUGGUAAAAGGGGUAAAAUAUGCCAGAGCUCAAGAAACUUUUUGUAAUGGAAGGAAUGGUAUAUUACUGAAAGAUAAACUAACAUUGUUAGCCAGUUUAAUGCUACUUGACAAAUGCAUUGCAAAUUAAAGUAUGUAUUGUAUUAUUGUAGUAAAGAUUAAGAAGUGAUACAAGA